GUGAGAUUCACAAGUGAACUGUGGCAGUCGACUACUGAACAGAUGGGCACAAAACUCCAGAUGACCUCAGGGAAUCACCCUGAGUCAAAUGGCCAGGCAGAACAGAUGAACCGGGUAGCACAGCACCUGCUUCGGCAUUAUAUAAAGCCAAGUCAGGAUGACUGGGACGAAAAGUUACCUCUCGUCGCCAGUCUGUACAACAAUGCUGUGCACAGUACUACUGAUCAUUGCGAUUGUUCUGCUGUUCUGCAUCUCGACGUAAAACGCAUCCACAUUCAUGCGCUUAGUCCGAUCGUCGUCUUCGCUAGUGGGAUCUCGCCCCUUAACAUCAUCAUCAUGAACACCGAGAGCGGCGGCCUCCUCGUUUCAUCCCGCCCGCGGAGUAAAUCUCUUUCUGCUGCUGCCGAUUCGGUCAGCAGAACGGGCACUUCUCCGUCUAAGAAGAGAAGCACCUCCUUCUCUCAUCCCUAUAACAAGGAUCUGCUCUCGGGAGGAGGAGGAGGAGGAGGAGGAGGAGGUAGGGAGAAUAAGCUCAACGACGGCAAACGAUCGAUCGUGACAUCGAAUCCAGUCCGAAAGUUAGCAUGGGCAGACGUAUCUAACGCGAAACAGCAGCGCGAUUCGUCCACUCCUCCCGAGCACUCAGUCUGGAGAACAGAAGGCGGGGCAACAUCUACAGAGCUAAGGCAGCCACAGCAGGAACUCUCAACCACCUACCCUACUCCUUCACCCAGCUCUUCCUCCACCUCUCCUCGGGAAGCAGACAAUGAAUCUUCUCCUCCUCCUACUCCUCCUCAUCCUCCUCCUCCUCCUCUUCCUCCUCCUCCUCGUCGUCCUCCAGUUCCCCCUCGCGUGCACAAAGGAAGAGGAUCAAAAGCCAGCAAGAGGAGCGAGGUUCUGGGGGAGAGCCCCCCACCUCUCACAAGCUCCCGAUCGACGACGAUCCGCUCACAGCUGAGAUCGGCUGGCGACUCUCACGGCUAUGGCCGCAAGAAGCAGAGCGCUAAGGAGCUACAGCGAGCUGGGAGCAGUAGCAAGAUCAUCAGACAAGAAGAUGGGAGGGAGGAGUGGGGUAGUAGUCGGAUCCACCAGGACGACAGACAAGAUAAGGUGCGGUCCCUGCAACACAUGUGCGUGAGCCUGGCAGAGCGGCUGAGGAAGCUGGAGGACACGGUUCAAGCUGUCUGUUUGGAGUUCAGAUCGAGGAGAAACGACCAAACGCGAGCUGCUGAUGACCGUAGAUUGCAGGAGAAGUCGACCGUUAUCGGCGACGGAGGUGAAGGGAAAACGACACGUGGCUUGCGCAGAUUUCCAACAGCUUGGCCAUCAUCACCAGCAAGUGCAGUAGCAGCAGAGGGAGGACAACUGGCAGAAGAAGAAGCGGCAGCAGCAGAAGAAGAAGAAGAAGGAGAAGGAGAACAAGAAGAAGAAGAGGGAGGAGCUGUGGGGACUGCAAGGGGAGGACGAGUCUUGUCACGCCCUCGAGGAGGAGGUGGUCACCAUCAAACGGCGUCUAACGGAGAACUCUUCGCCAGAUCUAACGGCGAGGAGGAAGAAGAAGACAGAGCUGCAGAGGAGGCUGCUCCUCGACCUGACGCUACCACUCUUUGGCCCCCGCCAGCGCACGCUUUGCGCCGCAAAGAGCGGGAGCCGACGGGACGCACCACGGCGCACUACGUGUGGAGGACCGCGCCCGACGUGGCUGCAGCAGCUCACGACCUCCAGCACCAACGACCGUUCUUCUCUGGCAGCCUCCUCGUCCCGACAUCCAUCAGCAAGACGCCCCAUCAUAGCCUUGCUAACGAUCGGCUCGACGACGUUUCGGCCCUGCUGUCCGGAUCCGGAUUGUCCCCAGAGGAGAUCCAUCGCAAAGCAACCACCAUCUCCCGCCAUGUCCGUGGGUUUCUGGCCAGGACGCGAUACCUACGCGGCCGAUGGGCUCUGGACACGUGGCAGUCUUCCCAGUACUCCAAGAUCAAAGCGUUUCUCCGCUCGUGGUGCGAUCGACGGCGGAUGGUUAAUUACCAAAUGGAAAAGAUGAAGAUAGCUCGUGACAAGAAGCUGGUCAGACUUGUCUUCAUCUUUUAUCGCGCCAUCACGAGCCACAACAAGAAGAAGAGAAAUGAGAGAGAGGUGGAGGCCAUCACGAUGGGUAGGGAACGGAUCCGACGAGAGACUCGAAAAUGGUUAAGUUAUUGGCAUAUCAUAGCGACGGGUUCUUUGUCUAGGCGAAGUCGAAAGGCAGCUUACGUCGCAAGACGCCAGGCCGCCAGGGUGGCAUUGGCAAAGAGAGCUGCAAGUCUCAAUCCCAAGGCUUGGUGGAAGAUCAAGGUCGUCGAUGCCGAAGCCAUCAAAGCCGAGGUCGAUGCUAUGGCGAUCCGACGUGUCCACCUUCUGCGAUGCUCCCAGAUAAAGAGGAGAGCGUUCGGCGAAUGGAGGGCGAUCUAUUUCGAGCGAGUAGGAGACAGCUUCCACUCCACGUGGCUGAAGAGGAGAGCCAUUCGAGCUCUCCAUGGCUACCUGGGGCGAAAGAUGGACAAGUCACAACUCCCAAGACUGCAAUGGAUUGCCCGCCGAGGCCUGCUGAAGGAGGUGUCACGGCGAUGGCGGACGACUAAGCUCCGCAGAGCUUGGCGGCUAUGGUGGAAGUUGACCUCUCAGGGACGGUCGUUGAGGCGCGUGGGGGAUUUCCAGGCCGCUCGAGAGCUUGCCAAGUCCUUGGCGCCCAUGAAGAAGAAGGCAGUCGAAGCAUGGUCGAUGGCGGGCAAAGCCCUGCGUGCAUGGAAGUCCAAAGUAGGUGCCAUCUUCAUCAACGCCCCCUCCGCACGAGCUCUGUACGCAUUCAAGCUAUGGCGGCUAAACACCUGCAUGGUGAAGGUGAUCAGGAGAGUGACGGAGGAGGAGGUCAACCUCAUCCUCCGCCAAAGACGAGCAAGAAUGCUGCAGUUGGCGUUCUUCGCCUGGACAGCGUUGCUAUGGCCGCAACACGACAGAUUGACCGCUAUCGAAGAGCCGAAUCACAAAGAAGAAAUGGAUAAGGUUGCCACGUGGCAAGAACUGCCUAAGGUUGACACGUGGCAAGAAAUGGAUAAGGGUAGUAGCACGUGGCAAGAAGUAGAUCAGGUUGGUAGCACGUGGCAAGAGCACGACGCGGCCAAGGAAAGGUCGACUGGAUUGCUGGGACCUGCAGGAGGCACGGGACCAGCGAUGGGACCAGCGAUGGGACCAGCAAUGGGACCAACGACGGGACCAGCGAUGGGAAAAGGAUUAGGGAUGGGAAAAAAGGGAACAGGGAUGGGAAAGGAAUGGCAGUCUUGGGUGAAGAAGAAGAAGGUGGGAUGGACGGUGGAGUGGUCAGGGGAAGUAGCACCCUCCGACAGCCAUCGCCAUGCCUCCGCGGUAGUCGGCAGUAAAGGUACACAGGACAGCAAGCAGUCCUCCGAUAAAAAUAGCACGAGGCAAAAGGAUGUGGAUAACGAUAUUAUUGUGGAUAAGAUUCGGAUACGGGAGAAGGGGAAUGAGAGUGGAGGAUCUCCUCCUCCGGGAGACUACGGAACCUCUGGUUCGGUACCCGUGGCUGUAGUAGCUGACCUGGUGACGGAGGGCAAGCUGGAAACAGCUGUGCAGAGAGCCAAAGGUGUGGUGGACUUCGAGUCCCAGGUUCGAGACCUCGCGAGCAAAUGCCUUCAAGGUAUCACCACCAGCUCGAGGCCAUUUGCCGACCCUUCGCUGGACCUUGACCAGUCUUCUCUCGAUCUCGAUCUCGAUCUCGAUCUCGAUCUUGACGUUGAAUGAAGACCACGAGAGAGUGCUGGUGACACUGAAGUAGGAUAUCGUAGAGAUAGGGGGUGGCCUAGGAGUGGGGAUGGGAUGGGAGGUAGCCUCUUUCCCUCAGGACAACCAUGGCUGACAGCUCCGGGCUAUCAAUGUGUGCCUACAGUAGUAACUGGCCUCUACAACACCCUGGGGCCUGGGCUUUUCAUAAAAAAGACCCUCAUCGUGACUGAAGAUACCUUGUAUACGUCCAUGAUCAUGGAACGUUGUGUUGGGGGGAAAACAGCUUAUGUAAACAAUAACCUGCAGCGCAAGAAAAUAAAAGCCAGUAACUUCU
This is a messenger RNA of Chara braunii, 4111 nucleotides long. Lineage: Eukaryota; Viridiplantae; Streptophyta; Charophyceae; Charales; Characeae. The record is from the annotation of a GenBank genome assembly.